GCAGCGACCGCGUCCGCACGGCUACCUGAGCACCAGCCGCGAGCUGCGUCCCGCCUCUCUCGCUUGCUUGCUCGCUCGCGGCCCGGGGCGGCGCGGACAUGGGCGCCAAGCAGAGCGGCCCCGCCGCCAACGGCCGCACCCGCGCCUACUCGGGCUCGGACCUGCCCUCCGGGACCAGCGGCGGCGGCGGGGCGGACGGCGCUCGGGCGGCCCGGUUCGCGGCCCCGGUGUCCGGCGCGCAGCAGCCCAGCGCCUCGGCCGGCGCGGCGGCUGCGGCUGCUGCUGCUGCUGCGGCGGCCUCGGCCCCGGCAGCGCCCCGUAGCCGCUCGCUCGGCGGGGCGGUGGGCAGCGCGGCGGGCGGCCGCGCGGCGCAGUCGGCCUUCAGCAUCCCCAGCGGUGGCGGCGGCGGUGGUGGCCCGUACGGCUCACAGGACUCAGUGCACAGCAGCCCAGACGACGGCGUCGGCGCUAGGGACCGGGACCGGCCGGCGGGCGGGGGCCCUGGCGGGCCGCGUCUGGUGAUCGGCUCGCUCCCGGCCCACCUCUCCCCGCACUUGUUUGGAGGAUUUAAGUGCCCAGUAUGCUCAAAAUUUGUACCCUCAGAUGAAAUGGAUUUGCAUCUUGUGAUGUGUUUAACAAAGCCAAGAAUAACGUAUAAUGAGGAUGUGCUGAGUAAGGAUGCUGGGGAAUGUGCAAUAUGCCUUGAAGAACUGCAGCAGGGGGACACCAUAGCGCGGCUGCCCUGCCUGUGCAUCUAUCACAAAGGCUGCAUAGAUGAGUGGUUUGAAGUAAAUAGAUCUUGUCCAGAGCACCCUUCAGAUUAAGCACACCAGAUUCCUGUGUUAUGGGUUUUCUUGUCUUUUCAAGAUGCUUGAGAAAUCUAGAAGAUUUGAAGAUCUGUCUCUGGAAGAAAAUGAGAACUGCAGGCUUAUUCAGCCAGGAUCUGAGUUCUGGGACACUUGGGUAGUCCAGAGAAGGACAGGAACCACAGAACUCAGCGUACCAAACUUGCAUAUAAGGGACACACAGGGAUUUUGAAAAUGCUGCACAUCCUGUACCAGUCACUGCAUAGAUGACACUGAUAAACAUUUUGUAUUCAGACGCCAAAGUUAACUCAUUUCAAAGUUGAUUUACUUUUUAUUAAGUUCUGUAGAGCUGCUGUUUUAGUGUAUUUGGUUUUGGUUUGUUUGGUUUUUUUUUUUUUUUAAUUUUUUUUUUUUUUUUUAGUUUGGGGACUUUUUAUUUUCCCUGAACAUAAUGUUUCUGCAUUCACCUAUUCUUAACUUGAAAACCACACAAUUUCUUUCUUACAAACUCUUCAAUGUGAACUAAGAAAUGUAAUCAAAGCAGUAUAAUAUUCUGUGAAUGGAGAGUAUAAUUGAAGUUUUUCCACCCUCACCUCCACCUCCCCCUCAUGUAUGAAAAGUAGGUUUCUGGGUUGGAGAGCUAAACUACAUGAAUUAGUAGUGUGAAUUAAAGGUUAAUAUAAAAGUGCCAUCCAAAGAGUAAAUCAAGGUACAUAAUUACUUUUAGUUCAUUACACAGAGCUGUCUACUGAACUGCAGUUUCUGAAAUACAUUGUUUCUUCUAAAAUGAAACUGUGCAAUAGCUUGUUAGCAGUGACCAUCUCGCAGCUAUGCAACUUUGAAAAGUCCAGAUUUGAUGGUCCCCGCUCUAGGGCCACAGUGACUCUGUCCUAACAGGUGUUUUUUGUUCCUUUCCUGUAAUUACUUCAUUGUGCUUUGCAUUUCCAGGCAGUUUCCCUAUGUUUGGGUAAAAUGUUUAGCAAGUUGUAAACAUAACACCUUAUGAAAAAGGGUGAAAUAAACACUUCUGCAGUGGGACUUGGAGUAAUCUGAGGGACAUUUUAUAUACUUUUAAAAAUCAGAAUUUAAUUGGGAUGCCAGAUUUCUAGCAACUUGCAUCUUUAGUUUUCCAGAUAAUCUGGAAGUUAGCAUUUGAUAAAUGAUUUUUUAAACAAAUAUAAAGAUUUUGUUAAUUUAUAAUUUAUUAAUGUGUUGUUACUGUAAUUGAAAAUGUUGUGGAUACUUUUAAAUUCAGUCUUUGUAGAAAGAACUGUAUUAAGCAAAAUUAUGUGAAUAAAUAUUCCCCCAAAAUACAUCUAAUGGUUAAGAAUACUGGAAGAGAGUUAUCAGGGCUACAACAGUGAAUGUCUGUUUAAAUAAUUGUGAAAAUGUUAAGUAGAUCUCACGUUUAGUCUCUGGGGAGAGCAUUGCUUCCCUGGUCCAGUCAAGGCUGCACAGCCCUGCUUUCCUGCUGAGCUGCCCUGGGUGUGGAAAGAAGGGGUGAGUCUGUAGUGCUGCUCUGCUCUUAGAGCUGAUUGCUCCCCAGCCCUGUUGCUUCUGCCUCUUCCUGUUCACAUGGGCAGUGCAGGAGCAUCUGCUGCUGGGGUGGGGUGGGGUGCGGUGGGGAUUGUCCUGCUGGGAAGAACUUACCUGCUUUCUGUGACUGUAGGCUAGAUAGUAUGUCUGCAGUUAACACUCUGGUUACCUAUUAGGGCCAGUGGUCUGAUCCAGUGUGACAGCUGCCCACACAGUUCUGUAGGUAUUCUUUUCAGCCAAAGGUAGGAAGGUUACUCUUCUUCGAGGGAAGUAGUCUUUCCUUAGGUUUUGUUUGGUUUUGUUUUUUUCCUGUUAAUAUGAAAUCUGAAUCCAUUUUACUUCAUCUUUCAGUUUGUAAGCUUUCCUCUCCCCCUGAUUUCUCCAGGGAAGAGCUCUGAGAAUGUAAAUAACCACUUUGCUCUUUACUACUGGUACAUUGUCUGGAGAAGAAUUACUUCUACUGUCUUCUCUUCUCGGAGUGCAGCUGUGCUAAUUAAUGUUUAGACUCCCCGGAAGAUGGCCUGCUUCGUGCUGAGCUCAACUUCUUGGUGUCUCGGCCUGAGCUCACCCUCCCGGCACAGGCCACCGUCCCGGCGGUCCUCAUGGCUCCUGUGCUAUGGCUGCCUCCAAGCUCCUGUAGUGUGAGAGGGCGCGCUGCUGCCAUGCAAGGCCGUGGACACUGGCUGUGCCGUUGUCUGUCUGGACAGUGGGUGCUGAAACCCUCUCAGGCAGCCUGCUUUGUUUUUGUUUUCAUGUGGUCAAAUUUUAUAAAGUUGACAUUUUUACUUUAGAUUUUGUCUGCAAUGAUUUUCUAAAAGGAAUAAUUUAGAAAUAGAAGAAAAGAGAGAAGCUUAGAUGUUGCAGUUACUAUUCUGGCAAUGUUCUAUAAGUGAUACUUUAUAUAAUAUUGCUUAUAAUAUUUAUCAGUCUGUAUGCAGACACUGAGUAGCAUCUGUCAUAAAGUUUUAGAGUAUUCAGCUGAAACUACUGAAUAUGGAGACAAAAUAAAAAAUUGAAAGCCUCAGUUAUCAGUUAUCCAGCCGGUCCUAGCCUUCUAGAAUCUUUGUAAAUACUCUUCAGAUAAGGUCACAGGUGUGUAGGGAAUGAGGCACAUGCUUGGCUUUCUCCAGUCCACUCUGUCCAUAGUGAAUGUAUUGCCAGUGUCGAUCCUUCUUUAACCUUUUCGUUCCUCCUUUGCCAGUAUAUUUAAGAGAAGCACUGUUUUCUUUGUAAAAUCAUUCUCUUUCUUUGGCUCCUCUCUAGAGAAGUAGACAAUGUUUUUCAAACCUAGUUACAGAUCGGACUGUAAGAUUGUUUUAAGAAGAAUAUUUAUGACUAAGAUAUAAGCAAUGGUCUCUACUUGGCUUGUCUCCAUGACAGCAGAAACCACAGUGGCAAAGCCCUGGUGACUGUUGGAGUAUAUAGGUUUGGGCUUUCCAGUGCAAGUCUGCAUUCUUAAAUUUUACAUAGUUAUUCUGGUUUCCACUUCGAUACUAGAUUGCAGCCCAGAAUAACCAUCCUUAGCAUAUCUGCAGUAUGCACAGAAAAGCCACCUGACUGAGUUGCCAGAAAUGGCAGAAUCUUUUCCAGAGCAUAUUUCAUACUGUGUUUCUAAGUGUGGGUAUAGUGAGGUUUCAGAGCACUCAUUUCCUACUGGACAUGGUGACUCAUGCUAAUACUCAGGAAACUGAGGCAGGAAGAUUGCUACAAGGUCCAGGCUGGCCUGGGCCAUAUAGUGAGGUCUAGGCUAGCCUGUCUCAAAAAAAAAAAAAAUCAUUUUACUAUGCUACAGCAAGAUAUAUUCCUUUUAGUAAGAAGGAUUGUGAAUUCAAUGUAAAUAGUACCUGCUUUUUCUAUAUUAACUUAAGGGAAGUAAGAGGAGUUCCACACCAGGAAGCUAAAGGUGAGCGAAGUGUAAAGCUAUUAAGAUUCAAGAAUUGGUUGAGUUUGCCAUCUGACUGAUAGCCACACCGUGCUUUGACCUUAUAAUCCAGAUAGCUUACUCUUCACAGAGGAGGUUCCAUCUAAACCAAACAAAAUCAUCGGAGCAUACAAAGUGACUCAGGUGCUGUUGUCACAAGCACUGUGUGCUGGUUGCAGGUCUCUGCUGCGCUUAGUCAUUUUUCUGUAGGUUUGGUCUACCCUGGACUAAACUCCACAUUCACUGACAGUGAGAGGUGAGACAUGAAGUGUCCCUUGUUAUUCAGAAUACAGCGAUUUUAACUUGACUUUAAAAUUGUAGCAUGUCAGUCCUUUGGAGUCCAUUCUCCUGUCUUUCCUAGGGUAUAUAACUUCUGAUAUUUUCUUAGCUGUGUGAUAUAACUAGUUACCUUACCUGUUUUACCCUACUCUUUCUCCAUCCCACAACUCCUGCUGGGUAUGAAAGGCUGUUGCCUGGGGUACUCCUGAAAUCAUUGAUAAAAUUGUCGGUGAUAAUGUACCCAACUAAUACUUUAUACCAUAUUCUGUAAAUGCACUUAAGCUAGGAAAUAGACUUUAAAAAAAAUCAAAGCGUUCUGUUUUAAAUGGGAAUACCUGAUCUCCUAAGUCUGUUGACUUUCUGUGAGAAAUAAAAGUCCUUGAACACCAGAAAUGUUAAUAUUUAGUUUCAGUUUAACAUCACUGUCCUCACAGGAUUGUUAUCAGAUGUUCAGACUAUUCUUAAUUUUUGACUGUGUGUGUGUGUGUGUGUGUGUGUGUGUGUGUUCAUAGAGAAGCAAUGAGCAGUGUGGCAUGAGCUAACAUCUCCACAAAAAAAAAAAAAAUGAAAAAUGUGAUACUGUAGUAUUUACUAAUGUAUGUGUUUCUUAGCUCUGUCCCUUGGCCCUGAGAAUCUCAAGAUUGGACAUCAGAAGUAACAGUUCUCUUAUCACUGCCUGCCCAUGCCUGCCAUUUUUGAUUUUGUAUGUUGGAGUUGCCAUAUAUCCAUCAUGUAUUUGGGAGCUGUAAUAACCGCCUGCGUUUUGUUAGCAGUUACUGUGGGACCAGAACUACUUUAUCAGCCAAGCUUGUGCACUGCUGGUAUCCCCGCACCAGAGAUGCUGAGGCAGAGGCAGAGGAUCAUGGGUUUGAUACCAGCUUGGGCUAUAUACAGUGAGUUUGAGACAGGCCUGAGCUAUAACAUGAGAGCUUGUCUCAAAGUUUGGUUGUAGUCAUGUUAGAGUGUUGGAUGUAUGCUGCAUGGUUAGGAGACUGGUCUGGGAAGAAACAACAUGAACAGUGGACUUUCAAGUAACGGGUCAUUGCAUCGCUUUGCAGAUGACUUGUUAUAUGGAUUUCUUUGCUUGAAAAAUCACAAUAUUUACCUCUUGAUUUAUUCAUGGUUUCCAUAACUCUUCUAUAAUACCUCUUAAUUUCCUCUAUUAGAAAGUAUUCUGUUCUUGUUAAACAAGGCCCUAAAAGCAUUGAUUAUAAGAAAUAGAGAAAAUGUAUUAGGAACAGCCUGUAUUAGUGUUUUCUGAACAGAAACAGAGCAAUUCAUCAUUGAUAUUUUAAUAAAUAAAGUUUCCAAAUGA
Molecule: messenger RNA, 5857 nt
Organism: Apodemus sylvaticus (European woodmouse)
Lineage: Eukaryota; Metazoa; Chordata; Mammalia; Rodentia; Muridae
Gene: Znrf2
Product: zinc and ring finger 2
Exons: 5
Coding region: 99-824 (241 amino acids)
Source: RefSeq, a predicted model, not a curated record